Leucoraja erinaceus (little skate) is the source of this 4603-nucleotide messenger RNA. RefSeq names its product GDNF-inducible zinc finger protein 1-like. Bases 225 to 3134 code for a protein of 969 amino acids. The transcript is spliced from 8 exons. The record is from RefSeq and is a predicted model, not a curated record. Gene Ontology annotation, cellular component: nucleus. Gene Ontology annotation, molecular function: protein binding. NCBI's taxonomy places the organism in Eukaryota, Metazoa, Chordata, Chondrichthyes, Rajiformes, Rajidae.
GCGCCUCGUCGGCUCCUCCUCGCGUGAGGGGAGGGAGAGAGAAACGGGCGGCAGCCGUCGACUGGAUGGCGGCCUAGAGGCUGCUGGCGCCGCGCCUCCCCUCCCACCGCACCGCACCGCCGGGUUUUUUGGGCAGAGUGUAAAGGACCACAAUCUACACAUAUAUCCAAUGAUGCUCUGGCUUUUGAGAGACAUUUAUACCUUGAAGUAAAGCUCUAUUGAAGAUGGAUCCAUCCAAAGUCACUAUGGAAUCAAAGGAUGCUGCUUCAAAUCUUUUGAGUGCAUUGCAUACUUUUUACCAGUUUGGCCAUCUGUGUGAUGUAACUGUCCAUACAGAGCAUCUUGGAAUUCAAGAUGAAUUUUCUGUUCACAAAGCAGUGUUGGCUGCCUCAAGCAAUUACUUUAAAGAAAUAUUCCUACGGGAUGAGCUAUCCGUGAAAAAAGAAGCCACAGUCACCUUGCAGGAUAUUUAUACAGAAGAUUUUACCUCAUUUUUGGAGUUUGUAUACACGACAAAAAUAGAGAUUGAACCACAGAAUGUAUAUCGAAUGCAGGAGGUUGCCGAAAGACUAGAAUGUAAGGAUCUUGUGGAAGCCUGUGAACACUUGAAGAUGAAGCUUUCGACUCAGAGAUCCGAUGUGAAGGAACAAGUUUGCAAAGAACACAAGCUUGCUGGUAAAUCUGAAAGUGAUUGGAAUAAGACACAUUCACGUGAUCUGGGUGACCAGGAAACAGAGAUGUCAUCCAAGAUUGUUGCUGCACCAGUGAGAAACAGACUUUGGGACAAAUUACCCAAAAAGAAAACACUGGAGAACAGCCAGUCACAAUUGGAUGAAUGCGUACAACAAGGAAACAUAAAAGAAGUCAGUGGGUCAAUCACUGACAUUGAUUCGAGCACAGGAAUGGGUAAAUUAACAACAUAUGCCACAGAAACUGUGAACCUAAAGAAUAUUGAUAUUGUUAAUGAAUUUCCUGAAAAAGAUAAUUGCACAAUUAGUUCAAUAAUCCAGGCUGUUUCUCCAGAAACUAGAAUUGUAAUCAAGAAACUCCACUGUCUGGAGGAUGAAGAUGGAACACAGGAUGAACCCGAAGUUUCGGAUGGUUAUGAGUUGAAAAAAAUAACUCGGAGCGCUUCCAAACGCAUGGCUCAAAAUUACACAUGUGACAAAUGUCACCAGACCUUUCCGUUUUUGAAACCCUAUCAAGCUCAUAUGACUUCCGAGCAUGGUAUAACCAUUGUGGUAAAGUACAGCUGCAGUAUGUGUUCUCAGCUUUUUUCCAAUUAUCAGAACCUAAGGCAGCAUAGAAUGACUGUUCAUAACAAUGAGCGUCCUUUUGCGUGUUCGUUGUGUGACAAGCGAUUUAAACGCCAAAAGGACAUCAACGACCACACUAGGAGAGUGCACGAGAAGAAGAGGACUCCUCAGAAGUGUCCAUUUUGUGAUAAAGUUAUUAGCUCAAAAUGUGGAUUGACGGUUCACAUCAGAACACAUACGGGAGAGAAGCCCUAUAGAUGCCAGUACUGCCCUGCCAGCUUUGCUCAGCGGUCUGCAUACAACACACACGUAAGAAAGAUACACGAAUCUGGUCAAGAGAAGAAACCACCAUUUAUGUACUGGAAAGUUGUACCACAGGUAGAUAAGCCGGAUGAAAUUGCUGGUGUUGCCAUGGAAGUCAGUAGUAAUGGAGACAAAUGGGAUAGAUCAGAAGAUAAUGACUUGGUCAUGAACAUUAGCGAUAACAGAGAAACAUGUGAUGAAGAACAACAGAAUACAUCUAAUAGAGAAAUUAGAGAGUGUAAUAAUAUAAAUGAAACGGAAGAAAAGAAAGGCAUAGAUACAAAAUGUGCAAAUGCACAAAAUAUUCUACUAAACAAAGGAAGGCAUGUCAGGAACGAAGAUAGUGGAGAUGAUGAAGACGAAGAUAGUGGAGAAGAUGAUGAAGAAGAAGAAUCUGGAGUAGAGGGCAAUGAAGAAAAUAGCACAGAGAAUGAAGAUGAAAACGAUAAAGAUGUAGACUACUCAAAUGAACAUGAUCCUGAACCAAAUGAUUCUGACGAGGACUUUAAAACAAAGAAAGUCAACAAACGAGGAAGAUUGCAGAAAUCAAAUCACGUUAUUAAAUGUGAUAAAUGUGAUAAUGAAUUUGAGUCCCGGAAAGAAUAUGUGAUACACUGCAAAGAUGUUCACCAGUCCCUACCAGGAAAAGUCUAUCACUGUGAGAUUUGUGGCAAGGCUUUUGCAACCCACAACAGUUGGAAAGAGCACUGUGCUUGCGUUCACAGUGAUGAAAGACACUUUGCUUGCACUCUAUGUAAUGCAACUUUUAAGAGGAAAAGAGAUGUGCGGACUCACUAUGCUCGGAAGCAUGAGGGGCGUAUAAAACGUCCGUUGUGCUCUGUUUGUGGGAAGAUUUUAAGUUCACGAACAGCACUGGUAUUCCAUAUGCGGACACACACAGGAGAGAAGCCUUAUGAGUGCUCUAUAUGCCAUUCUCGAUUUGCCCAACCAUCCCAGCUCAAAAUUCAUACAAGAUCACAUACUGGAGAGAAACCCUAUAUUUGUGAGGAUUGCGGAGCCUGUUUCACCGAUAAAGCUAAAUUAAAUGGUCACAAGAGAACACAUACAGGGGAGCGCCUUUAUGGCUGUGAUGUAUGCGGGAAGCAUUUUGCCACCAAUGAGUAUUUGAAAUGUCACAAGCGAUGUCACAUGGGAGCAAAACCUUAUAAAUGUGAUGCAUGUGGGAAAACCUUUGGUCUGAGAGCUUCCUUGGCACAACACAGCAAUAUCCAUGCAGACACACGUCCAUAUUUUUGUGAACUGUGUGGAAAAGCUUUUACCCAACAAGGGGCACUUCGACGUCACCAACGAAUUCACACAGGGGAGAAGCCUUACAAGUGCAAGGCUUGUGAGCGGACUUUCACAGAUAUGUCCACAUUGAGAAGACAUGUGUCUGUUCAUGACAGAAAUGCUCACUGGCGGUCCUAUUUGAUUGAUCUAACCUCAAAGAAAGAUCACAAUUGGUCAAAAAUUGAAACUUUAGCAGACAUAUGCCUCUCAGAUGACCCUGUACCUGUUAGUUGGAUGAGCAUACAAAAUGAACAGCCAUUGGAAGGCAUGCAACCGAGUCACUGACUGAUAUUCCAUAAAGACGUGAACUUAGCACACAAUAAAUAUAUCUAUUUCAAUCAUCAUGCAAUUUAUGGUGAAAAAUAGGAUAUUUUUAUUUCUAAUUAACUAGUUCUUUAAGAGCCACUUUAACUAAAGGCAUCACUGAUAUACCAUUCAGUUAGUUCAAUUUGCAAAAAUAAGCCACGUUGUAAUAUUUAAAUCUAUUAUUGUCAUCUGGCACAAUUUCUGUAGUUUGUCCAUUAAUGCAAACCUACAAAUUAGACAUAUCUAAUUCUUAUAUUAAUUUGGCAAAAACCAAUAUCAAUUUAAUAAUUGUACUAUAUCCUUCAAUUUAUUUAUUUUUAAUCUAGCUUGUGGAGAUCAGGAUAUUAUUGUCCUGUAUUGUAAGAAUUAAAUAUAUUCAUCAAAAUCUUCCAUAUAUAAACACAGUUCACCAGUAUGUUGAGGCAGAAAUGAAAGUAUCCUAGAUUGGUGCAAUGAACAGGAUCCCAUAGCAGCAUAAAUUUCCACACCAAAUUUGUUGUUAUUAAUCAGUUCAAGUGUGCAUUUCAAAAAUGUAUCUAUAUUUGGAAUAUAACCUCACCUGACAUGUAACUUAAUUUGGGCAAUGCUAAUCAGGAUAACCUGAUUUCUGGAAAGCUGCUGUUUUCAUCUGCUUAUAUCCCUAGAUUAAUUUAAACUAUGAUAGAAUAUAUUAAAUUAAUAUAACAUUUGACUCCUCAAAGGUUUAGUAGUCCAUUGCUGAAAGUUUAAAAUAAUUUCAUUAAAUGCCAUGGAACUUUAUUUUUGGUAUUGAUUUACUGUGUUUAAGCUCUUAACAAUUGGUGCAAUAUUAUGAAGGAAAGGCUUAUAAGCAAGAAGCAAAUCGGCAACAAUGUUGUUCAUAAAAUAUUUGUGCACUUAACAGGAUGUCAUGGUAAUUUCUACUGUUGAGGACUGCCCUCUGACAUUGCGACAAAUGCCUGAAAAUCAAACGUUAUUUCCUACACUGAUCAAAUGUAGGUGACAUUGUACUUGGUGGAACAUAAUACAUAAACCCUGAUGCUCAUAUGAUCCAGAGGAGAGUUUGUUAGUAACCUGUUUCCUCGGAAUCUGAUGGGACUAAGCUGUUUUGUCUGCCAAUAAUAUAAUGUGACCACAUAGUAAAGUUCUUUGUUAAAUUUAACAGCUAUAUAAUACCUCAUAACUGAGCUUCUGUGAAUUGUGCACCAUUUAUUUGUAUGGGUUAUAAUGAGUGAACAUCCAGGGUACAAGAAUUUUUACUAUAACAAGGCAUACACUAUAAUUUAAGGAGGUAUUAAUCUUGGUCUGCUAAAUAUGUAAUUCAAAGUAUAUUUAAAGUUUUUGAAGUCGCAAUGAUAGAAAUGUGUCAUUAAAAAAAGUUAAUGCAAAAAUCGCAAAACAUAUCAUUGAUCGAUUGCAAUUAGCUGGACGAAAUCGAGAAUCAUUAAAGUCUUUCAUUUUAAAAAAUA